UUCGUGGCUCCAAGUGCGUGCAAAUUAUCGGCAGCGAUCUGUGAUACACGUUUCUCGUUUUCUUUUUUUUUUUUUUUUCAAUUUUUACGACGAAACACUUUAUCGGGGGUGUGAAGAAGUUUUUUCUCCUCGUUCGUGCCCGUUCCUGUUACAUUUCACGACACUGGCUGCUACUGCUACUGUUGUUGUUGUUGUCGUCGCUGCUGCUUGCUGUCACAAGCGAUAUUCGUAGAAAAAGCGGAAAGAAAAGAAACGAAAAAGAGAGGGAUAAAAAGCACCGCGUCAGCUACGAUUUUCUUCUGUCUCAUCGUUUGAUCCGCGAAAAAAAAAUAAACAAAAGCACGGCAGGACACGGAACACGCACUUUGCAUCCACGACCAGAUCAUUGGAUUUGCCAUGAGAACGUCUCUGUCGUAGGAACAGCGCGCCCGAGACACGUGAAAUCCCACGGUUGACAGUUAUCGUGGCGCGUACAUCAGUGUAUCGUGAAUCGUUUCUUGCAACGUAUAACAACCACAUUCGACGUUGAUCGACCUUGUGCUGUUUAACUUUUGGCAAUCAUUUUUUAAGAAUUCGUACGCGAACGGUGUCUUAUGAUUCGACAAGUUUUUCACUUCUUUCGAUACGAGCGUUCUUUGUCUGUGUCAUCAAAGUGUUUAUGAUGUACAUGGUCGCGAUUAAAUCGUCCGUACUAAUUAACACGCGUGAAUCAUUUUAAACGCUCUGAAAACCGAUUCGAAACGUUUUUGGCACGAGCGAUAGGCUGGGCAGGGAAAAUUCGUUACGCCGCGCAUCGGUACAUGAAGACACGUGACAAGUGAAAAGUGAAUAACGUAACCGAUCGCUUCGACAGUGUGCGAUACUAUCGAUAUUUCAUCGUCGAUUAUUCGUCGAUUGGUAAAAAGUAUACAUAUUCCGGUCGUAUAUAGCGUGACGCGAAUCAAUCGAAAAAGUAUAUCGGGGCAGAAUGGCGUGUUCGAAUGGAGAAAAGUAAACAAAAGUUAAACGCACUCGUGAAAGCAACGUCGGUCGAUCGUGUCACUGAUUAAAACCAGCAUUGACGUAAAGGAAGAUUCCCGUGGAAUUUCGUGACCGGGACGCGAUUCGAGCAAAGUGUCGAAGAUCGGAGAGUGAAAGAUCGAAAAGUGCGUCGGCAAUAUGCAUUGUGAGACAGCGUAAACACCUCGUCAACGCAACAACGAUGUAUUUUGCACCGACAGCCAGAGAAAUAUCAGCGGUGACAGCUUCCGAAAUGUUGGCAGUAUGUUAUAAGCUUUCUAACCUACCGAGCUACCUAACCUAUACUUGGCAGCGCAAUCAAGCACGCGACAAGUGAGUUUACUAUUGUUCGUUGCAAAACAAGAUGUUAUGUAUAAAAAAAUGAAUCACGAACAACAUGCUGGAUCGAACGAGGAAAAGAACGCGAGGCGGCCGUGAUUUGUCCGAAACGAGUCUCGAUUGGUGUUGAAGCGAAACGUGAGGCAAAGAGUGCGUGUUCCGUGAGCCGCCAACGGCGGGACGAAAAUAUCACACGUGCGUCGGAAGAGUAAGCCGAGAUUUUUGGAGGACGAUGCCAGUCAAGUGGGCGAUUGGUGAGCAUUGCUUUUUGGCAGGGUUGCGGGGUGCAGUUCAGACAUGGGAAGUGAGCAUUACUGCCUGAGGUGGAACAAUCAUCAGAGCAACUUGCUGGGUGUGUUCAGUCAACUGCUGGAGUCGGAGUCGCUGGUGGACGUGACACUGGCGUGCACGGAGGGACCUUCGAUACGUGCCCACAAGGUAGUCCUCUCCGCGUGCUCCAGCUACUUCCAGGCCCUAUUCCUCGACCACCCGAACCGCCACCCCAUAGUCAUCCUAAAGGACGUACGUUUCGCCGAGCUACGUACCCUCGUCGACUUCAUGUACAAGGGCGAGGUAAACGUCGAGUACUGCCAGCUAUCGGCCCUCCUAAAGACAGCGGAGAGCCUCAAGGUGAAGGGUCUAGCGGAUAUGACGAACAUCAACGCGGCGGUAGCGUCGAGGGACGACCAGCAACAGCAGCAACCGCAGCAGCAGCAACAACAACAGCAGCAGCAGCAACAACAGCAGCAACAACAACAACAGCACACGAGCACAUCCGAGGGUAUACAGCGCGAGACAUCGCGAGAACAUCACCGUGAACGCGAGAGUAUAAAGGAGGCGAGCAAUAAAGAGAGAGACAGGGAAGGAAACACGUCGUCGUCCGGUGGGUUGCCAUCGGGUGGUGGGGUGAAAGAAUGCGAGCAAACUCAACAGAACGUGGCCCAAUUGCCCAGCAGCGAGUCGACAGAGGCGGUAGACAUGACGGAUUGCCCGCCAUCGCCCACGGGACCCGGUAGCCCUUGCCCAGGGCCGUUGGCCCUCGAUCGGCCCAGGAGGGACUCCGAGGAUGCCGCCAGCCUCGAGGAAACGAGGGGUUCCCUUAGCCCGAUCUCGGUCCACAGUGGACCCUCGGAUAUGAGUCUGAGUAAUAAUACCGGAAGCACGCCUGGUGUGCUACCGUUGAACUUACCGCAGAGCCGGCUUCCGUCCCCGCACAGUACAGAGCCUCUCGCGGGCCCGUCGGGGUUACCCCCAGUCCAGCAAGUUCCACUUUCGUUAAAAAAAGAGAUGGACUGGGAAAGGUCGACCGAAGAGCGCAGUGCGAGCAGCGAAAUAUCCACGGAUUACAGACUCCCGCCAGAUCCGGUGUCGCUGGCCCUCGGUUUGGAGGCGGGCGGUUGGGGCGCCCUGGUGGAACGCAGCACGGGCGGAGGCGGCGGAAGCGGUUCCCUGCUGGGCCACGGCGGUUUCGCUAGCCUGGCGGGGUUGGCGCGUCGGUGCGGCGUCUGUCUGGCCACGUUUCCUUCCGCCUGGCUGCUGGAACGGCACGCGUUGCUCCAACACGCCGGCCAGGCGAGCGACGACAAGCCGUUCACCUGCGAGCAAUGCGGCCAACGCUACCGCUACCGUUCCGCCUACGUGAAGCAUCGGGAGCAGAAUCACCGCGCCCGCCUCCCCGCCGACAAGCUGUUCACCUGCGACGUGUGCGGGAUGCAGUUCAGGUAUCUCAAGUCGUUCAAGAAGCACAGGCUGAACCACGCGCUGGAACGGUUGCAACGGGCGCCCGAGCCGCAGAGCGGCGCGAUGUCCGCGGUGUCCGCCGCGGCCGAGAGGAGCGACCAGGUGUCGAGCACCGGGGAGCCGUCCCAGGUGGAGACGGGCAGCGACACGACCACGAAUCCCGGCGAGGAGGAGACGACGAGGGGGGCGUUCAACGAGAACGCGCGGGAGGAGAGCGUGUCCGAGACGGCGAGCGUGCACGGGGAGAAUCCGGGGGAGGCGGUGGAGGUGCAGAUGCCGGGGGAGGCAGUUGGAGGGAUGGGGGGAUCGGCGGGCGCGAGCGAGGUCGGGGAGGCGGACGACAACGCCGUGGACGACGACCGGUCGGAGGUGGUGACAGGCGCCGACCGGGUGAUCGGCUUGGCGAGGGGAAGCCACGAGGUGGACAGGCGCGAGCGCCGCUUCGCCUGCCCUUUCUGCGGUAAGUGCGUCCGCUCGAAGGAGAAUCUGAAGCUGCACGUGCGCAAGCACACGGGCGAGCGCCCGUUCGUCUGCCUGUUCUGCGGCCGGGCGUUCGGCGGGAAGAGCGACCUGACCAGGCAUCUCCGUAUACACACCGGGGAGAGGCCUUACCACUGCGAGAUGUGCGGCAAAUGCUUCGCAAGGGCGGACUACCUGUCCAAGCAUCUCACCACCCAUAUACAUCAGCGUUAACCGCGUUGCGCGUACGGCGAUCGCGCGUUCUUCGCGUUUCCCGGUCCGCGCCUUUCGAUGCGAACGGGGUUGUUCCAGAUCGUCGAAGAUCGAUCUUUAUAUCGCGACGAUAUAUGCGAGAAUUUU
Molecule: messenger RNA, 3897 nt
Organism: Apis florea (little honeybee)
Lineage: Eukaryota; Metazoa; Arthropoda; Insecta; Hymenoptera; Apidae
Gene: mamo
Product: zinc finger protein 628-like
Biological process (GO): regulation of transcription by RNA polymerase II
Cellular component (GO): nucleus
Molecular function (GO): protein binding
Source: RefSeq, a predicted model, not a curated record